Quercus lobata is the source of this 1560-nucleotide messenger RNA. It is a transcript of the gene RBL15, whose product is annotated as RHOMBOID-like protein 15. The transcript has 13 exons. Gene Ontology annotation, molecular function: serine-type endopeptidase activity; protein binding. Lineage: Eukaryota; Viridiplantae; Streptophyta; Magnoliopsida; Fagales; Fagaceae. Gene Ontology annotation, cellular component: membrane. Bases 98 to 1321 code for a protein of 407 amino acids. The record is from RefSeq and is a predicted model, not a curated record.
AACUUUUACAAAAAGCUCACCCAAACUUUGCUGGUACACAAUACACAAAGCACCAAAUAGAUUUCAAACAAAGUCUGAGAAAACAAUUUCGCAGAAAAUGAGACCCAACAUCGUUACCGAGGCAGGAUUGCAAACUAGGUUGGGUCAAUGGUGGGAUGGCAUUCCAUUACUUACUUCUGCCGUGGUGGUUGUUUGUGGGAUCAUAUACUUGGUCUGUCUCUUGGUUGGAUAUGACUCCUUUUUUGAAAUAUGCUUCUUGCCCUCCGCAAUUCUAUCACAUUUCCAAGUUUACAGGAUUUAUACAUCCAUCUUUUUUCAUGGUUCACUGCUUCAUGUUCUGUUCAACAUGCUGGCAUUGGUUCCUUUGGGUUCUGAACUGGAGAGAAUUAUGGGAUCUGUCCGUUUGUUGUACAUGAUAAUUCUAUUGGCUACAACCAAUGCUAUUUUUCAUCUUCUCAUUGCACUAUUGGUGGGGCAUAAUCCUUUUCAUCCUUUCUUGUAUCUCAUGAAUGAGUGUGCAAUAGGCUUUUCAGGGAUCUUAUUUUCUAUGAUCGUGAUUGAAACAAGUUUGAGUGGAGAACCUAGGAGGAGUGUCUUUGGACUCUUCCAUGUGCCUGCUCAAUGGUAUCCAUGGAUCUUGUUGAUACUGUUCCAGCUUCUUGCAUCAAAUGUCUCAUUGCUUGGACACCUAUGUGGCAUUUUGUCUGGAUUUGCAUAUACAUAUGGCAUAUUCAACUUCCUGAUACCUGGGGCAUCCUUUUAUUCUGCCAUUGAGGCCUCCUCUUGGCUUUCAUCUUGUGUGAGGCGGCCUAAAUUUAUUUUGUGCACUGGUGGGAAUUCCACGGGCUACAUCCCUACAUAUACAACCCAAAAUACGGCAUCUAGUGGAUUAUUUUCUGGAAAUACUUGGAGAAAUUUGUCCUCAUGGAUGCCUCAAAGGGAAUCGUCUGCUCAGUCAGCAGAAGACAGUCAUAGAUUUCCUGGAACGGGAAGGGCACUUGGAUCCAACCAAAGUCAAAUGGUUUCUGUGGAUAAUUCUGAUUCAAACCUACAGGCUAGACUCUUGGAUAAUGGUAAUCUAGAUCGUCCAUCAGACUUGGCAGCAACUGGUGCAAGACGACAGUCUGAUGGAAGGCGGCAAGCAGCAGAUAAUACAUCAGUUGGUGUCCCUCCAAGCCAUCAGGGUUCAGUAGCUACUGAUGUAGAAAUCCAAAAACUUGUAGCAAUGGGUUUUGAAAAGACACAGGUAGAAGUUGCACUAGCAGCUGCGGAUGGGGAUCUGAAUGUGGCUGUGGAAAUUCUUAUGAGCCAACAGGGAUAGGGAUAAAUUGCAAAAAUGAGUUACGUUGAUUUCUCAUUGACACCAACUAUGAGCUAAGUUCUGUUGGCCUAGUUGUCUGCUUCUAUCAUCUCUGUGGUUCGGAUUGUGCUCUGUAUAUUUUCUGAUAGCCAAAUUGAUAGGAUGAGGCAGCCGGAGGAAAUAUGUAAUCAGGAAAGGCUGUACUAACUUUUGCUAUUAAAAAGCAAUGUCAAAAAAAAAAAAAAAAAAAAAAAAAAAAA